Candidula unifasciata is the source of this 1869-nucleotide messenger RNA. Lineage: Eukaryota; Metazoa; Mollusca; Gastropoda; Stylommatophora; Geomitridae. The record is from the annotation of a GenBank genome assembly.
UUUACCGCUACCCUGGUUUGUCUGUUCGAAGACAUCGAGAUUCCAUGUUUCUCCAAACACUUUGGUAAUAACCUAGAUUUAUUGGUCAACUCCACAAGUCCUUUACUGGUGACUCUGGGAAUCAGGAACCCUGUACACAAGCAGAAGCUUUCUCUCAAAGCAAUGGACACAGUUCUCUUUGGAGCUCCAAAAAGACUGCACAACUAUGCCAAAGAUGUCAUGCUGUUCAUGGCAGUACUACUUGCCAUUGGAAUCAGCUGGUUCGCUUGCCUCCACCACCGCUACUCUCAGACACAAGUCAAGAAGAUGAUGAAGGACCUGGAGGCCUUGCAGAAGGCUGAGGAUGCUCUGAAGAAACUCAGCAAUGAGUUGGAGAUCCAACAACAGCUGGAGAACCAGUGGUCUGUGCCUUGUGAGCUACAGACCUGGCUGCAGCUGACCCAUGAGCUGGAGCAGGUCCACUUCAAUGCCAAGCGACAGGCGGCUGAGAGGCAGUUGUUGGCUGCAAAAGAUGGGUGUGAGAAGAUAAAAAAACGGAAACAGGCUUUCUUUGGUCCUCUACGAAUGGCACACAGCAAUUCCCUGGAUGACAUUGAUCAGAGUAUUUUAGACGCAAGAGCUGCCUUAGAGGAAGUCAAACAAGACUUGCAGGAGAGGCUGCACAGGUGGCAUACAAUAGAAAUUUUGUGUGGUUUUCCCAUUCUCAACAACCCUGGGCUGUCAGCAUUGAAGCAGGUCUUGGGGCGAGAUGCUGGCAACGGUGCCCGUCUGCAAAAUUCUUUGAUGGCAGGCAUGACAUUUGAGGAGGCUGAUGAAGAUAUGGCUCCUACAGAUGAAAGUAUACAAUGUAAGAGUAUAUAUAAUCAGAUCCCUGAAAAACAGCGACAGCAGAUUUAUGCAUGGGCCCAUCGAAGCAGGCGUAACUACUGGCUGAAGCAGAAGUCAAUGACUAAUGGGUUUACCACAUCCACCACAUUGCCAGCAAAUAAAACUUCAUCAUUCCUGAAGCAGCAGACGUUAGCGGGAGCUACGGGAUCCCUGACUUCUGCCAAUAAAACUGCUUCUGGCACCACAACUGCUGUCAGUGUGAAGAAUGGACACCGUGAUGUCGAGCCACAGGGCACAUCAACUGUAGGUCCUGGGAGUUCUGUAGUCUUUCAGUUGGGAGACAGUUCCAAACAUCAGCGCUCGCAUUCAAGUGCAUCACUGUCCCUGGUCAACCCAGGUAUUACAAACAACAGCCACCUUGGACACGUUCAAGGACCCACCCAGGUACACCAUGGUGCUGCCCCCACACAAGCCACACCUUCAGGACUCCGCAUCAGCAACUCCUCGGGAAACCUAAUGAAUGGUCACGCAAUUAACAGAACCGGUAGCCUUACUCUGAAACUGUUCUCAUCUGCUUCAGGGAACCAUCUGUCAGCUAGAGCAGCCCUACCACUAUCUACUGCUGCAGCUGCUUCUGCUGAUUCCCCAGAAGAAAAGAUACAGCAGAAUGGUGCUGGGCAAGCUGAUAGUAACAGCAGCUCACCAGUCGACUCUGAGAAUGCUUCCGCCAGCAGGCAAUCUCCAGUAUCACUGUCUGAUUCUAAUAGUCUGGCCAGCAACAUGCUUGUGAAGACAGGCCAACUGGAAGAUGCAGAUACUGCCAGUUUGGGUUCUAUUCCAAACAGCCAGUCCAGUUCUGUUCUGUCUAAAAGCAGACAUGAGCCUAGUCCUGAACUGGAUCGCAGUAGCCAGGAAACAGAUUCUCUCCAUGAAUCCAAGGAGGGGGAGGCAGUGAUUGUAUCUCCAAGGAAGAAUGGAAAGAAGAAGACAUUGCUGCCAAAGUUUUUGCAGAAGAAUAAAAGCAAGCAGAAAACUGCAUAG